Pollicipes pollicipes is the source of this 903-nucleotide messenger RNA. RefSeq names its product cAMP-regulated phosphoprotein 19. Lineage: Eukaryota; Metazoa; Arthropoda; Thecostraca; Pollicipedomorpha; Pollicipedidae. The transcript has 4 exons. Gene Ontology annotation, cellular component: cytoplasm. Gene Ontology annotation, molecular function: protein phosphatase inhibitor activity. The coding region runs from base 89 to 457 and encodes 122 amino acids. The record is from RefSeq and is a predicted model, not a curated record.
CCUCAAGCAUAGCUCAAUUGAGUGACCCUCAGUAACUGUGCUAUUUCGCUGAGAUCGGGACGUUGGUGCGGUUUCGCUUGCAGCCAAAAUGUCAUCCUCAGAAGAGAAAGACACUGCUAACAUUCCAGAAGAUGCAGAAGAAGCAAGUGAUGACUUCAAAAAACCUGAGGUGAACCCGUUGCUCGCGGAGGAAGCCAAACUCAAAGCCAAGUACCCCAAUGUCGGCCGGCCAAUGGCUGGUCACUCAGCAUUCCUGCAGAAGCGUUUGCAGAAAGGGCAGAAGUACUUCGACUCGGGCGACUACCAGAUGGCGAAGCAGCGCGGCCCUCUGAGCAAGAUGCGCGGCGGCGCCCAGUUGCGGGUCACGCCCCCCACCGGCGAGACCAUCCCCACGCCCGAGUCGCUGCCCGCCCGCAAAACGUCGCUUGUGCAGAACAGUAAGACGCCGCUGACCUAGGGGCGCGGCGCGCCGCGUGGCCGCCGGCGGCGCCCGGUGCGGCAGUGAGGCGCGCCACGCGCCGUGAGCGGUGCCAGAGUUCGCCGCACGGACCGAGAGACUGCAGCUGCCGCGCGCUCCGUGCCGACUGUCGCCGCCGCGUCGCCCGCCGACUUUUCUGUAUACCGUGUACGACUGGUCAAUGAAAGGUGUCUCUCCGCGUGUGUUGAGCUCGGUGCCGCGCUCUCCUAGCCGACUGUAGAAAAUGGCUGAUACGCUGGAGAUUUUCCGCCCUUGCUUGCACUCUGUCAAAGGGAUUCUUACGUGAUUUGGCCCCUAAGUCCAUUGUGAUGUUGGCAACUUCGGUGAAAUAAAUAACUGUUCCAUCCGCGUCGGUGAAAUAUGUGGACCCGGUUUAGUCCGCAACGCUUAUGUGUGUUGUAAUGGUCAGCGCUUAAAGUGACUAC